AACCCAGCACUCUAAUCAGGUAUUAUCUAAAUGUGAAAUUACUCAUUUGUAUAUCAGGUUGACGUUGUUCGACUCCCAGAAUGGCCGGGGAUGAGGUGGUAAAGGAUUUAGUGAAAAAGCGAGGCAGUUUUAAGGGACGAUUGACUGGUUUCAUUAACUUCUGCACAGAGUUAUCUAAGAAAGAAUUAACUAGUUCUGACGCGAGGGAAUUGCAGUUGCGUUUAAGUAAACUUCAGUCUUUGUAUGACCAAUAUGACGAGGUGCAGUUGCAGAUAGAAUGUUUAGUGUUAGAACCUGAGCCUCAAUAUACCGCACGUACUGAGUUUGACUCGCAGUACUACCGUGCUUUAGCCGACGCCGAAGAAAUGUUGUCUACAUUUAAUAAGGCUAAUGAGCCGCCGGCACCUGCGGGUAGUGAUAAGAGCACUCAUACAAGUAACCGUAAUCAGCUCGUCAAGUUGCCUACAAUACAGUUGCCAAAAUUCAAUGGUGUUUAUGAGAGUUGGUUGGAGUUUCGUGACACUUUCACUAGUCUUGUUCACUCAAACGACGACAUUGACGCAAUAAAUAAAUUCCACUAUUUACGCGCAUGUUUAGAAGGCUCUGCUGCCGUGGUAAUUAAUUCCAUUGAGUUCUCGGCUAGUAAUUACUCAGUGGCAUGGAAACUGUUGUGCGAAAGAUUCGACAAUAAACGUCUGCUAAUUCAUAAUCACGUCGCAGCGUUAUUCAACAUUGAAAAUGUCAAAGAGUCUUCUGCUCAUUUAAAACGUUUAAUUGACCAACUUAAUAAAAAUAUUCGGGCUUUAAAGUCCUUAGGUGAGUCUGUUGAGCACUGGGACACCUUAUUAAUUUACAUUGUGACUCAAAAGUUGGACCUCAAAACCUUUAGAGAAUGGGAAGAGUACAAGGGCCGCUUAGAAGAGGAUGACCCUAUCACAUUCAAAAAGUUCAUUAAGUUCAUACGUAAUCGCGCGGACUUGAUUGAGACGUUAGAGAUGUCACGCAGUGGUCCCGCAAGUACCUGCAACAAGUCCAAUCCUAAACUGAAGUCUAUGGUCGGUGUGCAAAACACUUCUAAUGCGCAAUUGUCAUCUAAGGUUUGUCCUAAAUGCAAGGGUAAUCAUACUUUAACUGAUUGUUCUUCCUUUUUGGCCUUAAGCAACGAAGAACGGCUGAAGUUAGUCCCCACUUUCAAAAUAUGUUACAACUGUUUGACAGCCGGUCAUUUUGCAAAUCGUUGUAGGAAACAAGGGUGUAAAAUCUGCAAACGUCGUCACAAUACAUUGUUGCAUACAACUGAAUAUAAAUCGAUUGCAAAUGCACAUAAUGAGAAUGUUCACUUACCUUAUAAUGAGCCUUCCACUUCAAGUCGCACACUAUCGUCUGGAAAUUGA
Messenger RNA from Pectinophora gossypiella (pink bollworm), 1394 nucleotides. RefSeq lists its product as uncharacterized. The coding region runs from base 81 to 1394 and encodes 437 amino acids. Lineage: Eukaryota; Metazoa; Arthropoda; Insecta; Lepidoptera; Gelechiidae. Gene Ontology annotation, molecular function: nucleic acid binding; zinc ion binding. The record is from RefSeq and is a predicted model, not a curated record. The transcript has 2 exons.